CGAACUCACGCGAGAGCUGGCGCGACCUCGCGAAGGACGGCGGGAGCGCGGGAGGUAUGGCGUCCGUGCCGCCGUCCUGGAGUCGGCUGGAUAGACGACAAGAGCGCGACGUGCGCGAGCUCGUUCGCCUUGUGGCGGGCGUCCAAGACGAAGCGGACCCCAACUUCCAGCUCGCGUUGCACUUCGCCUGGUCCAACUUCAGAUUUCAUCGUUUCUUAGAUGUCAAUAGCCACAAAGUAGAAAAGACAAUAGAAGGGAUUUACGAAAAAUUCAUCAUUCAUUCCGAUCUAAGCAAAGCUGCUAGUUGGAAGAGAUUAACUGAAGAAUUUCUAAAUGCAUCACUUCCAAAUAUAAAGGAAUUCAAGACAGAUGUACAUUAUUCCAUACUAUCACUUCUUCUGUGUCUGUCUGAUUCUCCUUCAAACAGCAAUUAUGUGGAAACACCAAGAGAUAAAGAAAUGGAAAAGAAGGAUGAUUUUGACUGGGGAAAAUACUUGAUGGAAGGUGAAGAAAUUGACCUUGGCCCAACUGUAAACACACCGAAUUGGUCUGAAGAAAGUGAAGAUGAAAAUGAUCAACAGUCCUUAAGCAGAGAGGACUCUGGGAUUCAGGUGGACAGGACACCGUUAGAAGAACAAGAUCAAAACAGAAAACUGGGGCCUCGAGUCAUCUGGAAAGAUGAGCCAGAUGCCCGAAGCUGGUUGGAACAGCAUGUAGUGCAUCAGUACUGGACAGUCAGGUCCUCAAGAUUUCCUCAUAGUUUACAUUUGCAUUCCAAUCUAGCUACUGUCUGGGACCAACAUUUGUACAGCAGUGACCCGUUAUAUGUUCCAGAUGACCGAGUUUUUGUUACUGAAACACAGGUUAUUCGGGAAACCUUAUGGUUACUUUCAGGGGUAAAAAAGCUCUUUAUAUUUCAGUUGAUUGAUGGAAAAGUAACUGUGAGGAACAAUAUUAUGGUAACUCAUUUGACACAUAGCUGUUUACGAUCAGUGCUAGAACAAAUCGCAGCAUAUGGCCAGGUUGUGUUUCGACUCCAGGAAUUCAUUGAUGAAGUCAUGGGGCAUAGUUCUGAAAGCAUGUUACCUGGAAAUGGUUCUGUUCCUAAGAAGUCAACGGAAGCACCUUUUAGAACAUACCAGGCUUUCAUGUGGGCCCUGUACAAAUACUUCAUUAAUUUCAAAGAGGAACUUGCACAAAUUGAGAAGUGCAUCAUCAAUAAUGAUACUACAGUAACUCUUGCAAUAGUGGUGGACAAGUUGUCACCUCGAUUGGCUCAACUCAAAGUUCUGCACAAAGUGUUUAGUACUGGAGUAGCAGAAGUUCCACCUGACACUCGAAACGUUGUCCGAGCAUCUCAUCUACUCAACACCCUGUACAAAGCCAUUCUUGAAUACGACAAUGUUGGAGAAGCCUCUGAGCAAACUGUCUCUUUGCUGUUCUCCCUCUGGGUGGAGACCGUGCGGCCCUACCUGCAGACUGUGGAUGAGUGGAUCGUGCAUGGGCACCUGUGCGACUCUGCCAGGGAGUUCAUCAUCCAGAGAAACAAAAAUGUUCCAGUAAAUCACAGAGACUUCUGGUAUGCAACCUACACACUAUACAGUGUAUCUGAAAAGACAGAAAAUGAAGAAAAGAUGAGUGACAAUGCUAGUGCCAGCUCUGGCAGUGAUCAAGGGCUCUCCAGCAGGCAGCACACCAUGGUGUCCUUCCUGAAACCCGUCCUCAAGCAGAUCAUAAUGGCUGGCAAGUCAAUGCAGCUGCUGAAGAACCUGCAGUGCACGGAGAGCACCACGUGCCAGGCCACAGCUAGAGAUGCAGAAAGAAAAAGUCUGUAUACCCUCUUUUUGGAGUCUGUACAGUCUCGUCUUCGACAUGGAGAAGACUUCACUGCACAGGCCCUCACUGAGCAGCAGGCCACCAGAGAGACCCUGAUAAAGAUGCAGUCCAUCGCCGAGAGGCAUCUUGCAUUGGAUGACGUUCACGAUCCACUGCUGGCAAUUAAUUUUGCAAGGUUGUAUUUGGAACAGAGUGACUUUCACGAGAAGUUUGCUGGUGGAGACGUAUGUGUGGAUAGAUCAUCAGAAUCUGUGACUUGCCAGACUUUUGAAUUAACGCUGAGAUCUUGCCUCUAUCCCCAUAUUGACAAACAAUAUCUAGAUUGCUGUGGAAACCUCAUGCGAACUCUAAAAAAAGAUUAUAGGCUAGUUGAAUACUUGCAGGCCAUGAGGAAUUUCUUCUUAAUGGAAGGGGGAGAUACCAUGUAUGACUUCUACACAUCAAUUUUUGAUAAAAUAAGGGAAAAGGAAACCUGGCAGAAUGUGUCUUUUCUUAAUGUCCAGCUCCAAGAAGCAGUAGGACAGCGUUAUCCUGAAGACAGUUCACGUCUAUCUAUAUCUUUUGAGAAUGUUGACACAGCUAAGAAGAAACUCCCUGUUCAUAUCUUAGAUGGUCUGACCCUGAGCUAUAAGGUCCCAUGGCCUGUGGACAUUGUUAUAAGUUUGGAAUGUCAAAAAAUUUAUAAUCAGGUGUUCCUUCUCUUACUGCAAAUAAAAUGGGCAAAAUAUAGCCUGGAUGUUUUAUUAUUUGGUGAACUAGCUAAUCCUGCUGACAGAUCACAGCGUAAAGAAGGACUUUUAGGUAACCCAGACACAGCUGCUCAUUUUGGCCCACAGAAGGAGCCAGUAAGACUGCAGGUUCAUCGUAUGUUCCUCUUAAGAGUGAAGCUCAUGCACUUUGUGAACAGCUUACACAACUACAUCAUGACCAGGAUUCUUCACAGUACAGGGCUGGAGUUUCAACAUCAAGUUGAAGAAGCUAAGGAUUUAGAUCAGUUGAUUAAAAUUCACUAUAGAUACUUAUCAACCAUCCAUGAUCGAUGUCUGCUGAGAGAAAAGGUCAGCUUUGUGAAGGAAGCCAUCAUGAAGGUGUUGAACUUGGCUCUCAUGUUUGCAGAGGGGUGGCAGGCUGGCCUGGGGGCAUGGCAGAUGGAAUCUAUAGAGAAAAUGGAGUCUGAUUUUAAAAACUGCCAUAUGUUUCUUGUAACCAUUUUAAACAAAGCUGUCUGUAGAGGAUCCUUUCCCCAUUUGGAAUCUCUAGCACUAUCACUCAUGGCUGGCAUGGAACAAAGUUAAAUAUCUUCAGUGUAGUAAAUACCUCAGAUUCAAUCUUUAUACAUAUACAUUUCCACCAUAUGGAGCUAAGAAAUGGGACUCUUAUUUUGGUUUAUUUUUAAACUGUUGUCUACUGUCCAAACAAGUGAGUUUUAUGUGUGUUCUCUUGGGAUUAUUGGUUGGUAUAUAGAUUUAUGUGUAUAAAACUUUAUCAAUGCAAAGUGAAUACAGUCUGUUUACACUUAUAUUUCCUACUGUAAGCAAUAGCUUUAUGGUAUUGGUACCUUUAAAUGUAAAAUAUAUCAUUUUUGAAAAUGUAAUUAAUAUUAAAAAUAAAGCACUUUAUUCCCCUUU
Bubalus bubalis (water buffalo) is the source of this 3464-nucleotide messenger RNA. It is a transcript of the gene TUBGCP5, whose product is annotated as tubulin gamma complex associated protein 5. The coding region runs from base 57 to 3131 and encodes 1024 amino acids. Gene Ontology annotation, cellular component: centrosome; equatorial microtubule organizing center; gamma-tubulin complex. The transcript has 23 exons. Gene Ontology annotation, biological process: microtubule nucleation; spindle assembly; mitotic cell cycle. NCBI's taxonomy places the organism in Eukaryota, Metazoa, Chordata, Mammalia, Artiodactyla, Bovidae. Gene Ontology annotation, molecular function: microtubule minus-end binding; gamma-tubulin binding. The record is from RefSeq and is a predicted model, not a curated record.